This is a messenger RNA of Nicotiana tabacum (common tobacco), 561 nucleotides long. RefSeq lists its product as uncharacterized. The record is from RefSeq and is a predicted model, not a curated record. NCBI's taxonomy places the organism in Eukaryota, Viridiplantae, Streptophyta, Magnoliopsida, Solanales, Solanaceae.
AUGAGAAACAUCAAAGAAGCACGGUUCCCAAAACCGAUGAGAUACGAUCCCAAGCAUAGGGAUCCCAACUUGUGGUGUGAAUACCAUGGGACGAAUGGCCACCGUACUGGGGACUACCGACAUCUCCGGGAAGAAGUGGCGACACUGUUGAAGAAUGGGCAUCUCAAAGAAUUCUUAACUGAUCGAGCCAAAAACAACUACGGUCGCAGCGGGGAUAACGCGGAACCCUCAAAAGCAGGAGAAGAUCCUUCACGCCAGACGAUUAACAUGAUCUUUGGGGGGAAUGAAAUCAAUGGGGUCACCUUCUCAGCAGCAAAAAAGACAAAAGUAUCGAUAACCCAUAGCAAGAGACUUCGGGAAGUUGCUGAAGACGACAUCACUUUCAUGGAGGAAAACACAGACAGAUUGUUGCUACCGUACGACGACGCAUUGGUAAUUUCUUUAAAUAUGCUAGACUUUAAAAUGAAACGUGUUGUAGCGGAUCCAGGAAGUUCAGCCAAUAUUGUACAAUGGAGAGUAUUGGAGCAACUAAACUCAUUGGAAGCAUCAUUCCAGCCAUAA